Molecule: messenger RNA, 1060 nt
Organism: Amorphotheca resinae ATCC 22711
Lineage: Eukaryota; Fungi; Ascomycota; Leotiomycetes; Helotiales; Amorphothecaceae
Exons: 1
Coding region: 186-857 (223 amino acids)
Molecular function (GO): acyltransferase activity, transferring groups other than amino-acyl groups
Source: RefSeq, a predicted model, not a curated record
UCACGCAGAGUAGCUUUAUGAAGUGGUUAUCGAGGCUGAAUACUGAGAUAACGUACCUGACCAAUGGAGAGACGUUCCUACAUGUCAGUAUCUGGGGGUGACUCACUUAUUCAAAUUCCCCUCCAUCAUAGCUACCUUAUUCUCCUCCUUUCUGCCUCUCAAUCGUUUAUGUCUAGUCGUCCAAGAUGUCGAGAGAGAGCAAGGAGGAUACCGACUUGCUCCCAUCGCCUUCUUCGCCCGGCCUCUCCAAGUACUUCUCGCAUCGAUGGACAAUAAGCGUACCUUCCCACCCAUCUCUGCGCUUCUUCCGCGCAACGCCGUCCCACUUCGACGUCUGGAUCCCAAUCGUCACAAACCCCGAGAACAGGAAGAUGUUGCCGGACACGCGAGACAAAGUAUGGGACGAGGCCGCGGUAGCAGAAUGGAAAGCAGCGGCCGAGGCGCGCUACACCGAGGCCAACACCAAGUUCAACAAGCUGGAAGUGCUGAUCGAGCUCGAUGGCCGCGUUGCUGGGUACGGCAACAUCGUCACGAUCAGGGAGGACGCGGCGAGCGUCGGGCUGGUGCUAGAGAGGACGGCGCGCGGCCGGGGCGUGGGCAAGUUGGCCAUGGCGGUGCUGAUCCAGCUCGGGUUUGCUUUUGGCUUGCAGUUGGAGCCAGGCACGAUGAAGGCGAAUGGGCCGAUGCGUGGGGUUAUGGCUAGUCUGGGAGUCGCGGAGGAGGAGGAGCUCGUGGUGAUUCCUGGGCGCGGAGUCGUCGCGGAGGUUGUAUAUCGGGUGCGGAGGGAGAGGUGGAGGGAGGUCGAGAUGAGGGUCGUCUUUGACGAGGAGGGGGGGUUCGUCGAGGCGAAGAGAUAGACGUGGUCCUCAUGUCAUGUCAUGAUGUGUACAGACAGUGCUGCAAACACGUUGUUCCAUACAAAGGACAUGGGAUUGUGGAUUUCUCUCUUGAUUUCUCUGCGCUCAUGGAUGGGGAACGGCCCACGCCAAUUGCCAAUUGGGUGCUACGGUAAGGGCCCUGCCGUUGGUUCCCGCGGGCCGCGUCGUAGCAGAGGAGCCGA